Panthera uncia (snow leopard) is the source of this 2086-nucleotide messenger RNA. It is a transcript of the gene HEXD, whose product is annotated as hexosaminidase D. NCBI's taxonomy places the organism in Eukaryota, Metazoa, Chordata, Mammalia, Carnivora, Felidae. The record is from RefSeq and is a predicted model, not a curated record. Gene Ontology annotation, biological process: carbohydrate metabolic process. The transcript has 13 exons. Gene Ontology annotation, molecular function: hexosaminidase activity. Bases 321 to 1799 code for a protein of 492 amino acids.
ACCCGGAGGGAAAAUGUUCACACACUUGCUGGUCUGAAAGGCCUGCCCACACUCCCGAAACUGGGCAGCGGAGUGCAGCUCGGGUGCACACCCAGCGGAGAGGCUGAUCAGUGACCUCCUGCCCCGGUCUUCGGGAUAGGCUCAUUUCUGCAGACUUCGUGCAGGAGGGAGCCGGAGCAAAGAGAGUCGCACACUCUUCAGAGAUGAAACACUGACUUCUGUUUCUUUUCCUUCAGAUUUUGCGGAGAUUUCGUGUUGUUAAGCCACCGUGUGUGUUUCAGGAAGAAGUGCCCAGACCAGAGAUUUUGUCCUAUGACUUCAUGACAAAUAGUGAAAUGUCAGGUUCUUCACCAUUUAAGAUGCGAUUAGUUCAUCUGGACCUUAAAGGAGCUCCACCAAAGGUCUCCUACCUCUCUGAGGUCUUUCCUCUGUUCCAUGCCCUGGGCGCCAAUGGGCUGCUCCUUGAGUACGAAGACAUGUUUCCCUACGAGGGCCACCUGAGGCUGCUGAGGGCCAAGCACGCGUACAGCCCCCCUGAAAUCAAAGAGAUCCUGCAUCUGGCUGCACUGAAUGAGCUAGAGGUCAUCCCAUUGGUACAGACAUUCGGACACAUGGAGUUUGUGCUGAAGCACGAGGCUCUCGCUCACCUCCGAGAAGUGGCGCUCUUCCCUAACACCCUGAACCCCCAUGAGGCGGAGUCCCUGGCUCUGGUGGGAGCCAUGAUCAGCCAGGUCAUGGAGCUGCACCCGGGCGCCCGGUGGCUCCACGUCGGCUGCGACGAGGUCUAUUAUCUUGGAGAGGGUGAGGCCUCGAGACGGUGGCUGCGACAGGAGCAUAACACCAAAGCAAGACUGUGUCUGUCCCACAUGAAGGCGGUGGCCUGCCACGUGCUGGCUCGGCACCCCGCCACGACGCCACUGGUGUGGGACGACAUGCUGCGGGCCAUCCCCGAGGACCAGCUCUCAGCAUCAGGGGUGCCACAGCUGGUGGAGCCCGUGCUCUGGGACUACGGGGCCGACCUGGACAUCCACGGCAAAGCUCUCCUCAUGGAAAAGUACCGCAGGUGUGGUUUUCUCCGGCUGUGGGCCGCCAGUGCCUUCAAGGGGGCCACAGGGGCGAGCCAGGCCCUGACCCCUAUCGAGCACCACCUCAGAAACAAUGUGCAGUGGCUGCAGGUGGCGGCCAGCGGGCCCGCAGACAUGCUGCAGGGCAUCGUCCUGACCGGCUGGCAGAGGUACGAUCACUUCUCCGUGCUGUGCGAGUUGCUGCCCGUGGGAAUCCCGUCCCUGGCCGUCUGUCUGCAGUCGCUCCUACACGGAGGCUUUACCGAAGACGUUAAAGCAAGAGUGGAGAACUUUCUUGGGAUCUCAAGCCUAGAAAUAACUGAUCUUAUGAGCGAGGGGGCCGGCUCCUUCCCUGGCAGCGACAUCCUGGCCCUCAUCACGCACGUCGGCCUCCACCUGCGCAGCUCUGUGGACACGCUCCUGGAGAGGGACAGGUACGUGACCGGCUGGUUCAGCCCCUAUCACCGCGGGCAGAAGCUCAUCCACCCGGUCAUGGUCCAGCACAUCCAGCCCCAGGCGCUCAGCCUCCUGGCCAGGUGGAGCACCUUGGUGCAGGAGCUGGAGGCCGCCCUGCAUCGUGUCUUCUACCCGGACACCGUGGAGGAGUGGCUGGAGGAGAACGCGCGGCCCAGCUUGCAGCGGCUGCAGGCUUUGGUGCAGGACCUCAGGGAGGCGGCCGGCGCCAGCCCCGGCCCCAGCCCCAGCCCCAGCCCACACUCGGGUCAGGACCCCUGAGGGGAGGGGCCGAGCCUGAGCCAUCCCCUGGGGCCCCCCUAGGUCUGCCAGGCGCCUGGGACUGCCGGCCACGGGCAGCACCCACGGCGCGGACCGCCGUCGUUGGAAAGGCCAAUGGAAGGCAUGAUGUGCCGGGCCUACUUGCUAGUCUGUGUGGGAGCUUCGGCUCUUUUGAAAUAAAGGGAGUGGAAGCUAGAACUGCCAUGGGUCUGGCUGGCUGCAGUCAGGCCUGCACAGGGGUCCAAGACCCUCCUCACCCUGGGGGCCCAGCAAAGGUGGGGGGGGGG